AGCCAAUCGGUAGUAUUUUCCGAGUUUCGCUCUCCGUUUGAAAUUGACGUGCUGGAAAAGGACUAGUUAAGACAUUAAAGUUGAAGAAGCACUUUAAAUUAGAUCAAUCAGCACUUAAAGUUAUUUACGGUAUUGUUAUGUUGUUUUAAGUUGGUGGGCGAUACUGUAUUCUGUUUCAUGUGGGUUGCGUUUCUCGAAUUGCUUCGUAUUUACGUGUUGGUGACUUCUACAGUUAAACCAAAUUGCUUACUUCAUAAUGACUGAAAGACACACACUCACAUCUGGGGCAAGUCUAAGUCUGCUUGUGGAUUCAUCUGUCUUGGAUUCUAAAAUUACAGACACUUACAAGGAACGUGUAUUUAAUGCAUCUGCCUCAGAAGAUGCUGAAGAUGAAACCUCUCCUGUGGAAACUAGAGUUAUUUUGGUUGGAGAUGCGUGCAGUAAUCAACAGCUGUUGAAAGCCUUGGAGGAUAUCAAAAUGCCUUGUAUAAAGGCUGAGUCAAUGGAGGAGCUUGGAAAUUUGGAGAACACAGAUUUUGAGGCAAUUUUUGUUCUACCGGACUUUAAAGACCCUGCAUUUGACUAUUUGAACAGUCCAGAAAACAGGGUCCUGGGGCCUCCAAUUGUCAUGUUAUGUGCACGUAGAAAAGAGCCCUUGCCAUUUACAUCCCGGCCUCUGUACUGCGCAAGCAUGAUAGACAUGGUGCUCUGCUUCACUGGAUUCCGAAAAAAGGAGGAACUGGUUGCUGUGAGCAUGGGAACACCAAUACUGAAAGCCGACUGGAUUUACAAAGCCUGGGAACGAAGAGAUGACUUAGAAUUUUGUGCUGCUGAUGAGGAAUUCAGGAAUGCAUUUAAGGUCCCACCGUUUCAAGACUGUAUACUAAGUUUUUUUGGAUUUCCAGAUGAAGAAAGAUCAAACAUGGAAGAAAUGACAGUAAUGCAAGGUGGGCAGCAUCUUCCAGUAGGAGAUGAAAGGUGUACUCACUUAGUGGUAGAAGAAAAAAAUGUGAAAGAUCUCCCCUUCGAGCCAUCAAAAAAGCUGCAUGUAGUGAAGCAGGAGUGGUUUUGGGGAAGUAUUCAAAUGGAUGCAAGAGCAGGCGAAUCAAUGUAUUUAUAUGAAAAGUCUGUUAGUCCUGCUCUCAAAAAGUCUGUAUCCCUGCUUUCUCUGAAUACCCCAAACAGUAAUCGAAAGAAACGUCGUCUUAGGGAUACACUUGCACAGCUUACCAGGGAUACAGACAUUUCUCCCUUUCCUCCUCGGAAGCGUCAGUCAGCUGAACAUUCUCUUUCAAUGGGAUCUUUACUCGACAUCUCAAAUACUCCAGAGUCAGGAAAGUCUCCAGGAGAUAUGCCAAAUUCAUGUUCAAAACUUUCAAAACUUACUACUCCUGUGCCUCUGAAGCAAUCUGCUAGGUGGCAGGUAGCAAUGGAAUUAUACCAGACAGAAAGCAACUAUGUAGAUAUCUUAACCACAAUUAGUAAGUUAUUUAAAGAACCUCUGGAAAUGGAAGGACAACUUGGAGGUCCAAUUCUUGCACCAGAAGAAAUAAAAACUAUUUUUGGCAGUAUUCCAGACAUUCUUGAAGUACACAGGCGAAUAAAGAUGGACCUAGAAGAUCUUAUGAUUAAUUGGUCAGAGAAAGAAAGUGUUGGUGCUGUUUUUCUUAACUAUUCAAAAGACCUCGUAAAAGCUUAUCCACCUUUUGUAAACUUCUUUGAAAUGAGCAAACUAACCAUAGUGAAUUGUGAGAAGCAGAAACCAAGGUUUCACGCAUUCCUAAAGAUUGCACAGUCGAAACCAGAAUGUGGUCGACAAACCUUGGUCGAGUUGCUUAUUCGACCUGUACAAAGAUUACCAAGUGUUGUACUGCUACUUACUGAUGUUAAGAAACAUACUGCAGAUGACAAUCCUGACAAAGCUACUUUGGAAAAAGCAAUUGAAUCACUGAAGGAAGUAAUGACGCAUAUCAAUGAAGACAAGAGGAAAACUGAAGGACAGCGACAGAUAUUUGAUGUAGUUUAUGAAGUUGAUGGGUGUCCUGCUAAUCUGUUGUCAUCUCACCGUUUGCUAGUACAGAGGGUAGAGACAGUAUCGCUUAGUGAAGAGUUGUGUGACCGAGGUGAACAAGUUACCCUAUUUCUGUUCAACGAUUGCCUUGAGAUUGCACGUAAGCGACACAAAGUCAUGAAUGCAUUUAAAAGUCCUCAUGGACAUACACGACCACCUGCCUCUCUCAAGCAUAUCUGCUUAAUGCCUCUUUCUCAGAUCAGGAAAGUACUGAACAUCACAGAAACAGAAGAUUGUCGGCAUGCAUUUGCUUUAGUGGUUCGACCUCCAACAGAGCAGGAAAACUUAUUGCUGGGUUUCCAGUUGACGGCAGAGGAGCCUGUGAAACAGGAGUGGCUAAGGAUUCUAUGCCGGCAUAUAGCCAACACUAUUUGCAAAGCAGAUUCUGAGAGUCUUAUUUGUACUGCUUCUCCUCAUUCUGUUGACCUGAACACCAAGGACAUGGAUAGCACAUUGAGUAGGGCUUCCAGGGCCAUUCGGAAGACAUCUAAGAAGGUUACAAGAGUGUUUUCCUUCACUAAAACUCCAAAACGAACUCUGCAGAAAGCACUGAUAGUAAGCAGCACCCCAGAUGAAACAAGCCCUGUUCGAGGUGGUGAGAGUUUUAUUGGCAGUCUAAGUAGCUCAUCAACCUUAGCAGGUAUGCAUUCUCCUUCUUUAAUCAACAUUCCAUCUAUGUUUGAAAGGCGUCAUCACACUUUCAGUCGAUCGACAACCCAUCUCAUAUAAAGACAGUUUUCAUGAUUUUCGUUAAUCUACCUUUUUGAUAUAUGAAGAACUGACAGUGGCCACCUGGUGUAUCACCUUUACAAGUUUGCUGAAGCAGAGGGUCAUUGCUAAACUAUUAAAACGUGACUAGCAAUGCAAACGUUUAGCUGGAAAAACACUUGCUGAAAUAUAUUCUGCUUUUGGUUCCAUUGAUCCACACUAAUGAAAGUCCUUUUUAGUAAAAGACUAUCAUAUUUAAUAUUUGCAUUGGUUAUGCAGUUACAGUGGCUGGUUUUAAUGUUAUGUACAACUGAAUACCUUUGCUUGUGUAUUAAAUUGUAUCCUUUCUGAAGGUUUAUUUUUAGUUGCCAACCUAGAAAUCUUUCUUGAUUUCUAGCCCAGCUUAUUUUGUAUAAAAUGUGCAUCAUGAAAUGAUGCAGUGUGUGUUCUGAACUGGAAGUUGUGAACCUUGGAGACCUGGACAAUUUCUGAAUAUUCUGUAUAUCUAUAUAUAUAUAUAUAUAAUGGCUUAAAGAUGAGCCGCUAUUAACAUUUUGCUGCUGUUGGUACUUAACUGUGUGUAUGAAAGUUUUAAUUAUUCAUGAUCAUUUAGAAUAUAUGGUAUGACUGUAAGGCAAGCUCUGGUUUUUAAUCAGGAAAGCUUGGGAUUACAGAAAGGAAAAGAAAACAAAAUCACUGCAUUGAAUGGAGGAGAUUUGAAGCAUUUAAAGGGUUUCACAGACUGAACUGUGGCACUAGUCAGAUAUUUAUUUCAAAGUGGCAGCUGCUUGCAGUGAUUUAUUUCUGAAUUUGUCCUAUUUAACAAGAAGUACGUACUUCUGAUGCUGGUUUUCAACAUGAUGUCCAAUUUUCUGGAUAUUCUCUGUUUCUGAAACAACUAAAUGUCUGUGUAAAUUGUCAUUUAUCUUUAUAUGUACUGUAUUACGAUUUACUUCAUUAUACUGUACUUGUUUGUUUGUUGUGGUAUACAUAUAUUCCUGCACUUUUAUUGUUGCUUGUUUAAUGCAUAUUGUCUCGUCUGAUUUUAAUGUUCUGUAAUGCCAAAUGAAAGUUUCUUACUGUGUAACUAUUGUUCUAAAACUGACAAGAAAUGUAUGAUGUAUAUGAAAAUAAAUGUGAUAAAUGUG
This is a messenger RNA of Protopterus annectens (West African lungfish), 3927 nucleotides long. RefSeq names its product epithelial cell transforming 2 (gene ECT2). The record is from RefSeq and is a predicted model, not a curated record. Gene Ontology annotation, molecular function: guanyl-nucleotide exchange factor activity; GTPase activator activity. The transcript is spliced from 23 exons. Gene Ontology annotation, cellular component: nucleus; cell cortex. Bases 257 to 2800 code for a protein of 847 amino acids. Lineage: Eukaryota; Metazoa; Chordata; Ceratodontiformes; Protopteridae. Gene Ontology annotation, biological process: intracellular signal transduction; mitotic cytokinesis; regulation of cytokinesis, actomyosin contractile ring assembly.